AUGGGCCGCAAGCCAAACAAGCUUAUCACCGAGUUCUUUCGCCGUGGUGAAAAGCUACCGGACUCCAGCAACAGAUAUGAGCACACAUGCAGGCUCUGCGGGGAGAAGUUCUUGAAAGGCCGCCCGGAUACUCUAAUUAACCAUAUCACGAAGAUAUGCCCGGCAAUUUCCACUGCGGACAGAGAUCGGGUGGUCUACAUAUCUGGUACGGCCACGAACCGAUAUCGAGAGAAAGACAUUGUACGACAAGGCCUGCCAGUUUCAGAUUCUAAUGGCGCGAAAAUGGCAGAUUCGCCUCGUGGGAAACGCGCUGCCGACUUCCAGAAUGGCCCUAGCUUAAAUGGCCUCAAUGUGCUUGCCGAGGCUUCAAGGAGAGUCGGAGCUUCGAAUGAAGGGCACCUACAGGAUCGCAUAUUCGAGCUUAAUACUUCAGAUCGUGAUGUGGUCGUUGAUCCUGCUCUCGAUAAUUCAACGAAAUUCAACCUUGACGCUAGUUCGCCUCUUCCAAUGCCUGCUGUACAUGCUUUGUUGCCGGUCGACUCACAUCCAGACCAGCAGUCGUCACAGCUUUCUCUGAUUGCAGCCUCUGCAAACGAGAUCGUCACCGAAGAUACUGCUGGCUCCCUGGAAUCAGCGGCCAUAUGCCAAAAGUCUGAUGCAUGGCAUCUUCCGUCCCACACGACGCAGCAUCAAUCUACGUUGGGCAUCGCUCCGCCCAUUGAACUUCCAACUGCGGACGAGAUGAUGAUCCAGAAUCAUAUUUCUUCUGAAUUGAAUCUUCCCUCUAACUCUCAUGAACGGCCCGGGAUUUACCUUCGGCCCCUUGCAACGAACCCUGAAAUUCAACAGCCUAAUGGUGAUUUUUUUUGUGAGGUGGUGGACAACAAAAAGUCUAAUAAGAAGCGGUCAACCUUCUCAGAAGAGAGGAGGAAGGAAGUCCGAGUGGUCCGGAAGAUGGGAGCCUGUCUUCGAUGCCGGAUGCUUAAGAAAACUUGCUCAGCUGGGACGCCUUGUGGUCAGUGCCGGAAUCUUCAGAACCCGCGUGUCUGGAUGGAAUGCUGCAUCAGAGCCCGCCUUAUGAAUCAGCUGGAAUCCUAUUCAAUUGGAUUACAUUCGACAAUGGCUUACCACGAUAUUCAAAGUAUCAAGGGUGAGAUACAGUUUGAACCUUCAGCUGGCCGUAUUGAGGUUAUGCACUUUGAACUUGACUCGCUAAGCUUCCUUACAUUUUCUGCCCUAUACGGUCAAAGGCAAGCCGGUCAGACAAUUGAUUCUCAGAUAUCUACCUCUUCCACUGAUUCUAUACUUGAUGGGUCACUGCAUUACGUGCAUAUCUUGGAUGGUGAGAUGGAAGAGCUGAGUGCUAAGCUUGACAUGUAUAUCAAGAAAACAUCCAAUUUGUUUAUUGAAAGUGAACAAUCUGAUUUUAUCAGACAAACGCUUCUUCUGGCGUUAGAACUCGCUAAACAGUAUGAGGACGAAAUGCUAGAUGCUGCAUUGGAGUUAUGGGUAGCUACUGCUAUACUGGUAGAUCCAUUCCUCAAAUGGACCGUCUAUAUCAAUCCGACUUUGCCUCCACUGGCAAACCGGCCACUCACGUCUACUUCAAACGAGUCGAGGAUCCCGAUAAACAGCAUGAAUCAGUUAGAAUCCUACUCAUUAAUAUGCACACAAUUACGGUCUGCUGUUGAGAAGAGAGCAGCAAGAGUGUGCAGGAUACUGCUUAGUAAAUUUGAGCAACGGCUGCUUCAGAAACAGCGUAUCGGCAGUUUUCGAACCUUCCUGGCCACUAUCAUCUUACUCAACUGCGGUGAAAGAAUGGAAUGGCUAUUCCGGUCGUGGGAAUGCGAGCAUUACAUUCAACGAUGGCCCUUGGAACGACAGCCUUCUUACUUUGCUUCCCAGAUCGAAACGUUCGCUGGCGUGGUCUCCCAGCACCUAAAGAUGAGAUCAUUAGCCCCUGCGUUUGUUAUUAUGCCUACGGGUGCUGUCAAAGCUAGAGAUGCAAGCGAUAACGAUGUUUGUCGAUGGUUCAACGCUGUUAGUAUUGAUUAUCAAUACUUGCAUGCCCGCCAAACAGCGGAGUUCGAUGCAAAUGAUUCCCGUUCGCUUGACCUUAAAUACUCGUCCAUGGUAGUUCUUUCUGCCAGAUGUUCGAGAGAUUGA
Microsporum canis CBS 113480 is the source of this 2166-nucleotide messenger RNA. RefSeq lists its product as hypothetical. The record is from RefSeq and is a predicted model, not a curated record. Bases 1 to 2166 code for a protein of 721 amino acids. Lineage: Eukaryota; Fungi; Ascomycota; Eurotiomycetes; Onygenales; Arthrodermataceae. The transcript is spliced from 7 exons.